AUGGAACACUCGUGUUCACGUCAAUGUCUUCGUCGAUCAUUUUUCGCCGUUAUGAUUGGUGUCGCACCUGUUGCAAUAUGUUUAGUACUUAUCGCUAUCGUUCGAUUAAUUUUAUAUCGUCUCGAAAUUGUAUAUCAUCGUCGUAAGAACACAGCCGAUCGUCGCUUAUCGCUACUUAGCGCUCAAAGUGGUCGUUUAGCUCUCUCUUAUACACCUGUAUCGAACGCUGAGCUACAGCGUAUUAUUCUCGGGGAAUAUCAAAAUCAACAAUCGAGCGAUUUCUUAACUGUUCCACAGACAAACAGCAAUGCUAUACGCAAAGCACCACGAUUCAUCAAAUCAAUACUGACUCGACGUGAAAUACCAACAUCAGCAUCAUCAUCGAGCAUUCUCGCUAAUCUUGUUAUACGCCAUGAUAUAACCGACGUACUUCCUAUGCCAUCCAUUCUUCAACCUAUUGAAACGCCAUUACAACCUACAUUUACUAUCAUCAAUGAGCAAGAUAGACAACGACGACCUAGUUUGAUUACAAUUACUAGGGAGCAAGUUGAAACGACGACAUUAGCAGCGUUGAAAGCGAAUAAAGGUGAAAAUUCACCGAAAGGAACUGAUAUUGUCGAUUUUGAAUCUACGAAAAACGAUCCUGUUUUAUCAACAACAAAGACAAUGACGACAACAACGGUUGUUGUAGAAGAAUUUCUCGACUUUCAUUCAGUUAGUUCAUUACCAUGUGUACUAAGUCUACUUGAUACAAUUGCCGACAAUGACAGUGAUCCAAAUUUCGAAAGAAAUAAAGAUAACAAUGAUGAUUAA
Molecule: messenger RNA, 813 nt
Organism: Adineta ricciae
Lineage: Eukaryota; Metazoa; Rotifera; Eurotatoria; Adinetida; Adinetidae
Source: the annotation of a GenBank genome assembly